AUGCCGCUGCUCACGAGUGCGAGCCCACCGACCGACAACCUCGCCGACAUGUCGUCGACCCGCCAAGCCAUCAAAUCUAAGGACCCCGAGAACACGAUGAACAGCCUCGGCUCGCGCACGAGCACCGGCGGAGGCUCUCUUCGUUCCUUCAUGGCACUGUGCACGUUCAUCAUAUGA
Epithele typhae is the source of this 177-nucleotide messenger RNA. RefSeq lists its product as uncharacterized. The transcript has 2 exons. Bases 1 to 177 code for a protein of 58 amino acids. The record is from RefSeq and is a predicted model, not a curated record. Lineage: Eukaryota; Fungi; Basidiomycota; Agaricomycetes; Polyporales; Epitheliaceae.